CUUAACAGGAAGUGAACAGCUAGUAAACAUUGUAAGGUUGACUGGCUUCAGCUUCAAUACAUUGACACUGCCACCCGUCUACUACGUCUCGGGGAUCGUGAAGUUGUGACUGAUGAUAUGACUAGUGUGUGAGAUGGUACGACAGGACACACCAGGGUCCACUAUGCCCGACCAGGUGAAGUUUGAGGCCACUGAUCAUGGGCACAGUGUCCUGGCUGGACUCAAACAUCUCCGGGACAAACAACAAUUGUUUGAUGUCAUUCUGACAGCACAGAAUCAGAAAUUUCCAGCUCACAGAGUUGUGCUGGCAUCAUGCUGUCAGUAUUUUCGGGCGAUGUUUACAGACGGGUUGAUGGAAUGUCAGCAGACAGAAAUACAGCUGAACGGCGUCACUGCCACAGGCAUACACAGCCUUAUUGACUUUGCCUACACUUCCAAGAUCCUCCUCAACUUUGAUAACAUUGAGGACAUUCUGCUGUCUGCCAACCAUAUCCAGAUGUUACCCGUGCUCAAGGCAUGCUCGGAUUUCCUCAAAGAUCAUCUCAGUAUAGAGAACUGUGCCAACAUGGCUAACUGGGCUGACCUCUUCUCCUUGACAGAGUUGAAAGUUCAUAUACUUAAGUUCAUGUGUAAAAACUUCGUAGCUCUCUCAUAUUCAUCAGAGUUUCUACAAAUUCCUGCAUCACUGUUACGAAAUCUGUUCUUCUGUAACUACCCUGUAGACUGCUCAGAGGGGGACCUUCUAUCAGCAGUUGUGAUGUGGAUUUGUCAUCAGCCUGAAGUGAGAUUACCUCAAGUCAGUCCUAUUCUAGACGGUGUCCAUUGGGAGAACAUCUCUAGUCAGGAUAUCAACAAACUCUCUCAAAAUGUCACUUUUGAAAAACUGCUGGAGAUAAGUAUGUCUAUGAGAGAUGCCAUAUCCAGAGGAUUUCCUGCUGAAGUUUGUUGCCUGCAAAAGUCAGGUCUGCUUAACACACGGGGCUACAGGAAAGCGCUGGUGUGUGUGGGGGGGUUUAGUCCUCGCAGUGGUAUGACCAAUGAUUUGAGGUAUUGUAUGAUAGGAUCUCGGGUUUGGAAAACCCUCACACAGAUCCCACAUGUUCAGCAGUGUAACUUCGGCCAUGUUGUCAUGAACAAUAUCCUUUAUGUUGUUGGUGGCUGUUUCAAUGACAACAUGCAGGAAAUCAUCCAUAACUACGGGUUUAAGUACAAUCCUGCAACCCACACCUGGAGUUCCAUUUCUCAGAUGAGAUCUGAACGUUGUCGGUUCUUUCUGGCAGAGGCCAAAGGAAAACUGUAUGCCAUUGGUGGAGACCCAUCGGCUAGCAACCCUCUGGCAGAAGAUGCAGCCCCGUGUGAGUGUUACAAUCCAGUGGAUGAUAGCUGGAGUCCUAUCCAGCCAAUGCCAAUAAAUCGGUCACAACAUGCGGGGGUAGCUGUUGGGGAUUUCCUUUAUGUUUCUGGGGGAUUACAAGACAUUGACGAAGAUACCUUCUCUGACUUCUACAAGUAUGACACCAACUCAGACUCCUGGAUUAGUCUGCCCCCAAUGUUGAUGCCACGUGCUGACCACACACUGUUCACACACAAUGGUCUCCUUUAUGUGAUUGGUGGAUGGUAUGAAGAUCUAGCCAAUCAGCAGCGACGUAUGGCAGCAAACAUUGACUGCUUCAUUGAAGGUGAAAAUCGGUGGGAAACAGUAGGUGCUGUGCCCCAGCCUCGCCUAUAUGCCACGUAUUCCGUUGUUGAUGACUGUGUGUCUGUGAUUGGUGGUUGGAUUAAUGGAGACUAUAUGAGGAAGGCUCACACAAUCCAGAUGUAUGAUCUGGUGACCAGAAAUUGGACAGAGGAAGACAGUAAACAAAUAAAGCUAGGGAAACACAGUGUGUGCACCAUGUACCUGCCACAGUGUGAUAACAGCUAGAACA
Molecule: messenger RNA, 1928 nt
Organism: Mizuhopecten yessoensis (Yesso scallop)
Lineage: Eukaryota; Metazoa; Mollusca; Bivalvia; Pectinida; Pectinidae
Product: kelch-like protein 26
Exons: 4
Coding region: 134-1924 (596 amino acids)
Molecular function (GO): protein binding
Source: RefSeq, a predicted model, not a curated record